This is a messenger RNA of Ambispora gerdemannii, 1251 nucleotides long. The record is from the annotation of a GenBank genome assembly. Lineage: Eukaryota; Fungi; Glomeromycota; Glomeromycetes; Archaeosporales; Ambisporaceae.
AUGUAUACAUUUUCCGGUCAUCUCCUACCAUUUAUCAGUAAUCCUCGGCAAAACGCGAGAUACUUUUCAACUCUAUUAAAAAAGUUGCCCGAAUUUUCUGUGGAUUAUCUAGUUAUUGGCGGCGGAGUAGUAGGACUCGCUAUUGCUAAUAGAUUAUCUUGUCGAAACCAUCGCAAAACUUUGCUUGUUGAGAAAAACGCGUCUUCUCGAAAUAGUGAAAUUAUUCACGCUGGGAUAUAUUACUCGGGUGAUUCUUUAAAAACGCGUCUUUGCAUACGUGGAAAAGAACUACUUUAUUCUCUCUUGUCAUCAUCAUCCUCACAUAUUCCAUAUCGACGUGUCGGCAAAUGGAUAGUAUCCGAAGACGAAUCUCAAACAGAAUAUUUACAUACUUUGAAAAAGAAUGCUGAUUUGUUAGGCGUGGAGACAUAUUUUCUGGCAAAGCACGAACAAGAAAGACAGGAACCAGAUGUUAGAGCGGAUGAAGUUUUAGUCUCUCCAACUACUGGUAUUUUUGAUUCUCAUGCGUAUAUGAGAUGGUUGGAAACUAAGAUUAGAGAACAGGAUGGGGAUUUGGCAUUGCAUUCUCAAGUCGUUGGGAUCGAAAAAGACUAUAAUGAAUAUAAAGUAGAGAUUGCGACUUCUACUGAUCAAAUUUCGUCGCCAUUGACCACUUCUAUAAUUAUUUCUGCAAGAAUAGUUAUCAAUGCGGCAGGAUUACACGCGGAUAAGAUAGCAGAAAUGAUACUGCCUACACCUUCAAUUUACAAAAUAUAUUAUGUUAAAGGCCAUUAUUAUGGUUAUCGUGGUCGUGAUAUUAAUGUCAAUCGUUUAAUUUAUCCCGUACCACCAAAAAAUCUCGUGAAUCUUGGAACGCAUUUAACUUUAGAUCUUGCUGGAAAAAUUAGAUUUGGUCCUGAUGUGCAAUAUGUUGAUAGUCCUUAUGAUUAUGACAUUGUUGAUGAAGAUGAUUCCAAAGAGAAUAAGUCACCUAGCGUUAAAGAACAAUUAUAUCGAAGUAUAAAUUCUUAUCUGCCGAAAAUCAGAGAAGAUGCGUUAUAUGCAGAUUAUACAGGAAUCCGACCAAAGCUGCAAGCUCCCGGAGAAUCUUUUCGAGAUUUUAUUAUUCAAGAGGAAACCAAGUAUGGAUUAGAAGGUUUCAUCAAUUUGAUUGGAAUUGAAAGUCCUGGGCUCACUUCAUCAUUGGCAAUUGGUGAAAUGGUAGCAGAUGAAAUUCUAGCUGAUAGAUAG